CUUAUGUAUGUAGGUCUAUCUAGCUAGGGUGAGCCAUGGGUAACCUAGGUAAUCUAGAUAGGAUAGUGUUUAAUUAUUAUAUUGAGUUUGGACGUCUAAGUAGGGGGCGUAGGGCUGAGCUGGUACUGUAGGUAGGUAGGUACAUAUGUAGGUCAUAAUCUGGAUGGACAGUAUUUGAGUUGCCCCCUACCUACAUGUAGGUAUGAAGGAGACUCGAUACAAGUAUGGGUCGAAAAUGGGUAUACGGCCGAUUGCCGGUGUUUUUGGCUCUUAUGACAUACCUACCUACUUACUUACCUACCUGCCCUAGGUCUGUACCUAUAUUGUAUGGGGAAUCAAGAUGGAAGUCUCCAUCCUCGACUGAUCCCACUGUGUGCAUUCCCAGUAGCCAGGACAAGUGCUCGUCUAAUAUUGUACUAAGUGUGCUAAGAAGGGUUUAUAGUUAGCACCUAGGAAACCGUAUAACCACUAGUUAGGUACCGUACUAACUAAAUACGCCUUUUCCCGUAUGUGACGAUAUCCUAUCAGACAGUAGCUGGCUACGUAUUUACUACUCAGGUAAUGGACCAUCUACUUAGCUGGUUAGCCAAGAGCUUGGAAAGCUUCACCAGCUAGAACCUUGGUGGGUAGUGGGCAUUUUGGGAUGUCGACAAUCGAGCCAACCUUCUCACCAUGAUGUAUCAAUCUCGUCGAGAUAACGCAGUGCAUGAAUCGGUUGCGCAGAUAUAUCCCAGAUUACAAUGUCGCAUCUAUACCUAGUAUCUGAUCCCUACCAACAAGCAAGUAUCAUGUAUUGUAUCACGAUGGGUUGAACGUCACUUGGGUACAUAGACAAGGUUGUCAGCGGUGAGAUUCUCGACCUAUCACAUCAAAGCGAGCGCAUGGACUAUGUACCAUGGUAUACUAUAAGUUAGUAUCUAGUUAUGUAGCACCUACAUAGUCACAAUGUUACUUACAUAGUAAGGACACGUUCG
Molecule: messenger RNA, 974 nt
Organism: Hypoxylon fragiforme
Lineage: Eukaryota; Fungi; Ascomycota; Sordariomycetes; Xylariales; Hypoxylaceae
Exons: 1
Coding region: 225-446 (73 amino acids)
Source: RefSeq, a predicted model, not a curated record